Microplitis demolitor is the source of this 2748-nucleotide messenger RNA. RefSeq names its product origin recognition complex subunit 1 (gene Orc1). The record is from RefSeq and is a predicted model, not a curated record. Gene Ontology annotation, cellular component: nuclear origin of replication recognition complex. Gene Ontology annotation, molecular function: DNA replication origin binding; ATP binding; ATP hydrolysis activity. Gene Ontology annotation, biological process: mitotic DNA replication checkpoint signaling; DNA replication initiation. Lineage: Eukaryota; Metazoa; Arthropoda; Insecta; Hymenoptera; Braconidae. The transcript is spliced from 5 exons. Bases 647 to 2524 code for a protein of 625 amino acids.
CAGAUCCAAGUCCGGUUUAAAUUAGAGGUUAUGAAUUUUUAAAGUCUGAUUUUCAUCAACGUUGGCUUAGAUUUAGAAAUUUAUGAAUUCCCGCGCAAAAAGUUGAGGUUAUUUUUAGUUGUUUACUAAAAGUGUAUGAAUUAAAUUGUUAAAAUUAAAAUAUAUGACAAUAAUAAGAGUUAAUUAUAUAUAUAUGUAUAUAUGGUAAUUGAUUAUUUAAUUGUUGAUAUAAUGAAGAGUUCAAGUAAAUAAUUAAUUGUUGGGGGAAAAAUGUCAAGUUUUAAAAGCAGAGAAUUUAAAGGAAAUAAAAGUAAAUUAAUAAAUAAAAGUAACGAAGAAAAUUUUAAUUGCUCAUUAGACACUAGUGUAAUUAAUAAAUUAUUGUGUGAGGAAACUCCCAAGAGGGUCAAUAAUAAAAGAAAAAAUAUUGACGAUAGUUUUGAAAUUUAUGAUUCAGAUGAUUUUUGUUCACCGGAAAUUAAAUUUGAACCGGGAGUCAAAUUCGAAUUGAAUUCAAAUCAAAAAAUUGUUAAGGUUCCGUUGAAAAAUCCGCUUUGAUGCAUUUUAUUGAUCAGCAGUUGAGUGGAAAUUAAAUUUUAGAAGAAAAAAUUGAUAGUUCUAGUAGAAAUUAAAUAAUUAAUUAAAAAUGCCGCCAAAAAGACAAUCGACUUAUGUGAGUUCGGAUGAUGAUGUAUCAAAUUUGGGUACGCGAGAAACUAGAAGCCGGUGCAACAGAGGUUCAGUUACAAAAAGUCCGUCGAAGACUAAAAAAAUAACAAACGAACCGGAGAAGCCUAGAGAAGGCGGCAUAAUUGUCAAAAUACGCAGGUCAACUGAGCAGAGUCAGUACAAAUGUGAAAUUGCGGAACGCAGAGCCUCGCUGAGGACCAGCAUCAGCACGCCGAUGAGGUACCGGGACGUGAGCACAUCCCAGAGUCCGAGCUCCAAGAGCCCCAAGUACAAAACGAGAUCAGCCUGCGCGAUGGCUGACAAAAUGUCGGGGUUGAAAAUCUCUGAGGACAAAGAGAACAAAUCUGAUGAUGAUCUAGACAGUAGUCUGGAGUUAUUUCAGCCGAAAAUGCGAAGAACUCAGCGCGCGAUGACUCCAAGUAAAAUAACUCAACUGCUGGAGGAAGCGCCAGAGACUCCACGACUCCGUGGGUUGAGGACUCCUGUGAAAAAAGCUGCGGCGACUCCCAAGAGAUUGAAGGAAAUUGUCGAGGAAGCGACACCUCAACGUAAAUCAAAGGCUCCAGCAACUCCCAAGUCUGCAAAAGCUCCAGCGACUCCUAAGUCUGCAAAAGUUUCAGCGACUCCUAAAGGAACUCCACGUAAUUUACGAUUCUUGACUCCGUCAAUGCAAUCGCGAACUGCUGGAAUAUCAAAACCCGUUACCGUUUUAGAAAAAGCUCGAGCGCAGUUACACGUGUCCGCGGUUCCCAAAAGUUUGCCCUGCAGAGACCAGGAGUUCAAUGACAUCUUUAUGUUUCUGGAAAAGAAAAUAACCGACGGAAGUAGCGGGUGCAUGUACAUCAGUGGAGUUCCCGGUACCGGGAAGACCGCAACCGUAAAUGAAGUUAUCCGGUGUCUGCGUAAAUUAACUCACGAUAAUCGACUGCCUGCAUUUCAGUGCGUGGAGAUAAACGGAAUGAAGCUAUCCGAACCCAGACAAGCUUACGUCCAGAUACUGAAGCAGCUGACUGGUAAAAGCACCACCUGGGAAGAGGCCCACAAGGCCCUGGACAAAAGAUUUGCUGGAAAAAGAUCCAAAGGGGACAAAGACUCCAUCACGCUGCUGGUGAUUGAUGAACUGGACGUACUCUGCAACAAAAGGCAGGACGUCGUCUACAAUUUACUGAACUGGCCUUCUCAGCAAGCUGCGCAGUUGGUCGUCAUCACCAUCGCCAACACCAUGGAUCUGCCCGAGCGCGUGCUGAUGAGUCGCGUCACUUCUAGAUUGGGGUUGACAAGAUUGACCUUCCAGCCCUACAACUUCAAGCAGCUCCACGAGAUCGUCAUCACCAGACUGAACGAAUCCGACGCUUUCAAGAGCGACGCGAUUCAGUUAGUAGCCAGGAAAGUCGCCGCAGUUUCGGGGGACGCGAGGCGCGCACUGGAUAUCUGCCGACGCGCAACUGAAAUCGCGGAGAUGCAGGAGUCCAAGGUCGUGGGUAUUUCGCAUGUCAAUGAAGCUCUCACGGAAAUGAUUGCCAGUGUUAAAGUACGCGCUAUCAAACAUUGUUCGGAAAUGGAACGUGUUUUUCUUCAGGCUGUUUGCGCUGAAAUAACGCGCACUGGAGUUGAAGAAACAACUUUUAUUAAUGUUUAUAAACAACUUGAAGCUCUAUGUUCCUUUGAAGGUGUUGCGAGUCCUAAUAUUACUCAGGCACUGGGGAUCUGCAAUCGUCUGAGUGCGUUCCGAUUGAUUAUUUGCGAUGAGCCACGAUGCGAUAUCAUGCAGAGAUUGUUCCUCAAUGUCUCCAGUGAUGAUGUUCACUACGCGUUGCAGAAUGUUGACCUAUAAUUUUAUUAUUAUUUUUUUUCUAAUUGUUAAUUUGCUAAAUCUUUACUUUACACCUCGCAUUGACAAUUGUUUAAAUUUUUUAUGAUAGUUUGUAGUUACGACACUAAUUUAUGACUUAUUAUUAUUAUUUUUUUUGUUAGUUAGCGAUUUAUUAUUAUUUUUCCGGUCAUUCAAUGAAUUUUCGUACGUAAAAAAAAUAUGACUGAUUUUUGUAAAAAGAAUAA